This is a messenger RNA of Ceratosolen solmsi marchali, 1882 nucleotides long. RefSeq names its product zinc finger protein 300. The record is from RefSeq and is a predicted model, not a curated record. Gene Ontology annotation, molecular function: zinc ion binding; DNA-binding transcription factor activity, RNA polymerase II-specific; sequence-specific DNA binding. The transcript has 6 exons. Gene Ontology annotation, cellular component: nucleus. Bases 280 to 1767 code for a protein of 495 amino acids. Lineage: Eukaryota; Metazoa; Arthropoda; Insecta; Hymenoptera; Agaonidae. Gene Ontology annotation, biological process: regulation of transcription by RNA polymerase II.
AACUAGAAGACAGUAAUGGCUGUAUUACUGUCGUUUGUUCGUAUAGUUCUUGCGACAAGAUAUAUUAUUUCUUAAAGUUAAUCGGUAUUGUUCAUGCGUAGCUAUGUUUGAUUUACUCGAGAGUCAAUAGCCAGCGGGCGUUGAUCGUGUUAAAGGUACACUUUAUCCUGGAGUACAAAUUUUGGUACUAUUAAAGCUACCCGGGAAAGGCGUGGAUCAUAACCUCAAACGUACGCGAAGGCAGAAGAAUUGUUGUUCUUGUUAGAAAAGGAGAAUACAAUGGCAAUGAGCGAGGACUUUAGUUUUGCCGAGUUGUGCAGACUCUGUUCAUUGAAAAGUAAUCAUCAGAUGCAAAUUUUUGAUAAAGAGGGCGAGCAGAGACAGCUACUCUUCAAAAUACGGUCGUGUAUACCGGCGGUGAUAACUAAAGAAGAUGCUUUACCGAAAAAUAUUUGUCAGAGGUGUGUGUAUAAAUUGGAUAUGUUUUAUGAAUUUCGUGUAAGCUGCAUGACAACUGACACAGUCUUAAAAAAUUAUGCAGAUAGUUUAAAACAUUUAGCAGCAUCGGUAAAUCACCAGAGCAACGAAAAGGACAAGAUGCCGAACGGCCAGCACCAGCAGCGCUCGGCCUACGUGGAGGCGCACGCGGUCGCUCAUGCCGCCGUCCAGCAACAUAUGGCUCAGCAAGCGGCCCAGGCGAGGCUCUUGUCGGGACCCGUGCCCACCGCCGCGCCCCAGCCGCCCAAUCCGACUUUCACGCUGCCUGACGACGGCCUUGGCUACGACGACGGUGUCCGCGUCCUCCGCUCCAUCGGUACUUGGUCUCCGGAUUAUUCAUCGGCGAUGCGGCCGGGUGCGGUGAUGUCGGCCUUCCCGGGCGCCGCCACUGAGCCGCAGUUCGGCGGUAGCAGAGCCCAGGCAUCGUCGGUGAACCAGCAGCCGCUGCGCAACGCAGCCAACAUCCCGAGUAGCAUAAGGCCGGGCUCCGUCUCCAAGGCGACCAAUACCGGCGAACCGACGACGAAGGCUUUCGCAUGCACCGUAUGCGGCAAGGGUCUUGCUCGCAAGGACAAACUCGUCAUCCACAUGCGUAUACAUACGGGCGAAAAGCCCUACUCCUGCGAAGUCUGCGGUAAAGCAUUUGCGCGAAGAGAUAAAUUGGUGAUUCAUAUGAAUAAAUUGCGCCAUCGACCAGGCGUCGCAUCUCUUUCGACGCCCUCUGUAACCAGUUUGCACAAUGAGCAACAACAGCAACAACAGCAACAAGCCACACAACAGCAGCAGCAACAACAGCAACAGCAGCAACAACAACAACAGCAGCAGCAGCAACAGCAACAACAACAACAACAACAACAACAACAACAGCAGCAGCCGCGCCCUGAUAGUACUCAGAAACCUAAAGAAGAACCGGUCAGUUGGGCAUGCGAAUUGUGUGGCCGAGCAUUAGCUACUAGAGAAGAAUGGUCACAACAUGCUAGAUCUCAUCUGGAAGCCUCUGGGCCGCCUCAGCACGCGGCAGCGUAUUUCCCGGGCUCGGUACCGCCGCCACAACCGUACCCAGCCGAGAGGCACCACUGCAUGAUGUGCCGUACGGACUUCACGGACAAAACCGAAUUCAUCCUGCACGUGCGCUCACACUUCGAGCCUCACGCCCAGCAAGCGGCUGUAGCCGCCGCCGCAGCCGCGGCAGCCUCCGGCAAGCAGGACCCGGCGACCGCGGAGCUCAUCGCCCGCGGCCUCGUUGAUCCCUCAGGCCUUUGCAGCUAGAAUAUCCUCGAGCGGUCUCGUCGGCGCUUCUUGUCCUACGGCGCCUCAGUCGCACCCUCGAUCCGCGUACUACCGUAGCGCACGAGUGGGAGACGCUUUUAUGACGGCGAGGAGG